Messenger RNA from Paracoccidioides brasiliensis Pb18, 3192 nucleotides. RefSeq names its product mitochondrial presequence protease. Gene Ontology annotation, biological process: protein processing. The transcript is spliced from 2 exons. The coding region runs from base 1 to 3192 and encodes 1063 amino acids. Gene Ontology annotation, cellular component: mitochondrial matrix. The record is from RefSeq and is a predicted model, not a curated record. Gene Ontology annotation, molecular function: metal ion binding.
AUGCUAAGAUCAACCAAUACGCCAUUAAAAUAUGGGAUCUCUUUGUCAAGGUCUCCAACAUUCUUCACUCUGCACAAUAGAGCAAACCGAGGAUGCUUGCUUGGUAAAGGUCGAAGACUGGCUUCCACAGUCACACAAUUAGACAGCUAUCCCGCCGUUGGCGAGAAACUACAUGGGUUCACUGUCAAGGAGAAGAAGCAUGUGCCCGAGCUUCAUUUAACUGCAGUGCUACUAAAGCACGACAAGACAGAAGCGGACUAUCUCCAUGUUGCCAGGGAUGACAGGAAUAAUGUCUUUGGCAUUGGAUUCAAAACAAAUCCCCCAGAUGCUUCUGGAGUCCCUCACAUCCUGGAGCAUACGACUCUGUGUGGUAGUGUGAAAUAUCCUGUCCGCGAUCCUUUCUUCAAAAUGUUACCACGCUCUUUAUCCAACUUUAUGAAUGCAUUCACUUCCUCUGACCAUACCACUUAUCCCUUUGCUACCACCAAUAAACAAGACUUCCAGAACCUGCUAUCGGUUUACCUAGAUGCAGUAUUACACCCAUUAUUGAAAGAAGAAGAUUUUCGACAAGAAGGAUGGCGUUUAGGCCCUGAAGAUCCUCUCGCCGCCUUGGUUCAGAAGGAGGGUAAUGACAGACCUGCCACAGCGGACGACAUUGUUUUCAAAGGAGUGGUCUAUAAUGAGAUGAAAGGGCAAGUGUCAGAUGCAAAUUACUUAUACUAUAUCAAAUUUAAAGAGCAGAUAUUUCCUGCUAUUAAUAACUCAGGGGGUGAUCCGCAGUAUAUUACGGAUCUGACCCACAAGCAAUUGGUCGACUUCUCGAAAAAGAAUUACCAUCCUACCAAUGCGAAAGUUUUUACCUACGGGGAUAUGCCGCUAAGUGACCAUUUACAGCAUAUUGGCAGCGUUUUGGAUGGGUUUGAAAAAUCGACUCCAGAACAAGAUGUCAAACUACCCAGAGAUCUUAAGGACGGCCCUCUGAGCGUCACGAUUCCGGGUCCCAUUGACCCAUUUACAAGCGAAGACAAGCAAUUUAAAACUUCGGUAUCCUGGUUCGCCGGUGAUACGACGAACAUCGUGGAAACCUUUUCUGUUGGAAUUCUUUCAUCCUUGUUGCUUGAUGGCUACGGAUCACCUAUGUACAAGGCUUUGGUUGAAAGCAAGAUUGGCUCCUCAUUUACACCCAACACAGGCCUGGAUACUUCUGGGAGAGUGCCUAUUUUUUCAGUCGGUGUGAAUGGAGUUUCCGAGAAAGACGUUGCCGUUGUGAAAGAGAGGGUAGAAAAUGUCUUUCAGGAAUUCUCAGCCUCUGGGUUUAAUGACGAAAAGGUAAAAGGCAUCUUACAUCAACUGGAACUUGCAUUGAGACAUAAAACUGCCAAUUUUGGGAUUGGAAUCAUGGAAAAGACAAUAUCAGCCUGGUUCAACGGCUCUAACCCAAUGGAAGAGCUCGCUUGGAAUGAGGUGAUCAAUGAAUUCAAGCGACGCUAUGACAAAGGCGGUUACCUUGAACAACUGAUGAAAAAAUACCUAAUGACGGACAAGUCGUUCACAUUUACCAUGGCUGGCUCUCCCACCCAUAAUAAGCAACUGGAUGAGAGUGAGCUUGCUCGGAAAGAGGCUAAAAUAGCUAAGUUGACGGAAGCUGCUGGCUCCCUCGAAUCGGCUGUUGAUCAGCUCAAGAAACAGGAAUUUGAACUGUUGAAGGUUCAGGAGGCAGCGCAGCACGCCGAUUUAAGCUGCCUGCCUACUCUGCAUGUGAAAGAAAUUUCGCGAACUAAAGAGUGGAAAACCGUUAGGGAGUCGAAAGUAAAUGAUGUCGAUGUUGUCUGGAGAGAAGCCCCAACGAAUGGCCUCUCGUACUUCCAGGCUAUGAAUGUUUUUGAAAACCUGCCAGAUGAGCUACGGCUGCUCCUACCCCUAUUUAAUGAUUGCAUCAUGCGACUUGGGACCACUUCACGAUCGAUGGAACAUUGGGAGGAUUUAAUCAAGCUUAAAACGGGAGGCAUUUCGUCCUCUUCUUUCAUUGUAUCCUCACCGACGUCUUUGGAAGCCUACUCUGAAGGUCUCCAAUUUUCCGGUUAUUCACUAGAUAAGAACUUCUCGGCCAUGCUCAAAAUGAUAUCAGACUUAGUAACUGAGACGGAUUUUGCCGGUCCUGUUGCUCCACGGAUGAUCCAGGAACUGUUGCGAUCGUCCACCAAUGGCGCGAUUGAUGCAAUUGCUGGAACUGGUCAUCGAUAUGCUAUAAACGUUGCGGCCUCGGGUCUUGCCAAAAAGUUUUGGGCUAGUGAGCAACUGUCAGGCUUAGCACAAGUGCAGUCUACCGCCAGGCUACUUCACGACGCAGAAAUCUCUCCAGAUCGGUUACAAGAGCUCAUUCGAAAACUUCAGUUGAUCCAGUCAUUUGCGAUUUCGAAAUCUUCUAAAUUCCGAGUGCGUGUGGUCUGUGAGCGGGAAAGCGCUAGUGCCAACGAAGUCACCCUUCAAAAUUGGCUUUCCCGUCUACCCCGCAGCCUCAAUCCCGCAUCUACCACCGACGGCUUUAAGUUCAACCCCUGUUCCUCAAAAAUACUCUAUAACCUCCCCUACAAAGUCUCUUACUCUGGCCUCGCGCUUCCAACAACAUCUUUCACCAACCCAGCAAACGCAUCGUUGAGCGUCCUCUCCCAGCUCUUAACUCAUAACUAUCUCCAUCCAGAAAUCCGAGAGAAAGGAGGUGCAUACGGAGCCAGCGCCAGCAGCGCCCCGAUCCAAGGCUACUUCGCCUUCUCUAGCUAUCGUGACCCCAACCCCAUGAAUUCCCUGAAAGUUUUCAAUAAUGCCGGAAUCUUCGCCCGAGAUAGAUCAUGGACAACGCGGGAACUUGACGAAGCGAAACUUGGCAUCUUCCAGGGUCUCGAUGCUCCCAUGAGCGUCGAUGAAGAGGGACAGCGAUACUUCAUGACUGGUGUCACUCAAGAAAUGGACCAACGCUGGCGCGAGCAAGUUCUCGAUGUAACUGCUGAGGAUGUGAAUAAUGCCGCUCAGAAGUUCCUCGUCGAUGGAACACGACGGGAAUUCUGUCUUCUGGGCGAACAGAAAGACGGAUCUGAUUUUGAUGGAUGGGAUGUGAGAAAACUCUCCAUGGGCCCUGAAGAAGGUAUGGUCGCUGGUUCUGAAGAACAAGGCGUCGCCACUGGGGUCGCGUAA